Penicillium paradoxum is the source of this 3630-nucleotide messenger RNA. RefSeq lists its product as uncharacterized. Lineage: Eukaryota; Fungi; Ascomycota; Eurotiomycetes; Eurotiales; Aspergillaceae. The coding region runs from base 1 to 3630 and encodes 1209 amino acids. The record is from RefSeq and is a predicted model, not a curated record. The transcript has a single exon.
AUGUCGCAACGACCAAACGACCCCCCUGUACGACCUUUAAUGCCCCCGGCAAAUGGACAACCCCGCGAUCGAUCCACUGGACCCGAGUCGCCUUUUAUCCGAUCUGAUAGAGGCUCAUUUCGCCAGACCCCAUCCCGAAUGAACAACGGACGAACAAGCGGGGAGUUAGAGGGUAGUACAUUGGGAGGCAGUUCCCGUGACGGAACUCGCAGGGCACCGGGCCAACGAAGGACCCAGAGCUCAAGUGGAUUCUUGCUUGACUCUCUUCCUCGUUCGAGAAGUACGAGAGCUAGCCUGCAUCAGCCUUUCCCGUCAGAACCACCCCAAGUAACGCGCAGCGUCCCCGAGCCGGACAUCGUGGUCCCCAAGAAACGCUCGCGAUUUACAUGGGGCCGGCUUAAGCACCAUACGUCUGAUCUGGGACCGGACGAUCCAAGUUCGAGCCCGAUCAGUGCUCGACAAUUCUCUACGCCUUCGGACAGCCAACCGCCUGGAGGCUCCUUGCAGCACGAGGUAAACGAAGAUAACGAGGAACAGCCGCAUUCGGGGCUUGAUAGAGAUUCAAUUCAGAUUGUGAAUCUAGCUCUAAAUCUUAACGAAUCUCGGAGGAGAGCAGCUUCCGGGAUACCCCCGGGCACUCAGAGCCAAAGGCCAAUAUCCGUCUCUCAGCCUGCUGUCCCAGUAGACAGCUAUGCAUACCACCCACGAGGAAGGAGUUUCCAGCGAGACUCGUCAUAUCGCAGUUUUACGCAUAUUUCUAGUAAUCGAUUGUCACAAGGGACACUACCGGGCUUAGAGCAGUCAUCUGUUGUCAAUUUGUUACCUAGAUCCGCGGUUGAGGACCAUCGGGCAUACGAAUUCUCAGAAAAUACUCUGGCCCGAGCCGAAAAAGCACGCAACUAUUUUGACCUCUUUCAUGAAUAUAUGCGGCUACUUCCCUCGCUACCACCCCUUCGAGAUGCGGUCAAGGAAGGCGCUGAGUCCAAACCUCAGCAGCCUCACCGUGGAUAUAACCCACUUCAAAUGAUUCGCAACCGGAAAGUCAGAUAUCGUGAGAAAUGCUCCAUUGACGCAGAUGCCGAGGGAUGGCACGAAGUGGAAAGAGUGCACCAAUGGAUCAAUCACAUCGAGCAAAAAUACAGCCAAAGAGAGCAUGAUCAACUAGAUUGCUUGAAAUUGCCACCAUUUCACCAAGGUCGGCGCCAUGCCUCCUCUAUUGGAGGAAAUGAGUAUACGGACAUUGUGCCUACCUCUCCUCCCUCAAGUUUGCGGCGUAUUAGCCGAACUAGCAGCAUGAAGGCUCGUCGGCCACGUAUUGAUUGGAAGAUCUCGCCAGAAGAACUCUUGGCUGAUGCCGCUUGGCUAGAAGAUGGUAUUAAUAAGACGAAAGUAGUGGACAAGGAGGGUUAUAAACUCUAUCCUGACCCUACAAAGCUGGUCAUCAUGAAGACACAGGAUGCAUUCGUGACACCGCAGAAGCAACGCCGCUCGGCCGAAAUGGGGGAUAUCGGCGAGACCCAUUCGUCGCCCCGUACCUCUUACUCCAGUGCGCACCCUGCACUGGCACAGGAAUUCAGGAGUGUGGGUCGUGGGCGACACAGGCACAAAUUUCGAAGUCAUUCACAAAGUUUACGCAGCCGGAGCGCCUCCAGCAAACGAAAGCCGUCACGGUGGGAUAGAGUCAAAAUGCGCUCGGGGAGCGUCUCGAGUACAUCUAGCUCGGAUUCUCUCCCUUCAUUUGACGGAAAGCCUGGCACAUCUCGCGAGCAUCCCCGUGCGCAUGCCCAAAGAUUUGUCGACCAUGCACAAUCGGGAUCUCGGAUAUCUCGCGCCAAAUCCCCCGCCAUUCACGACACUGAUAUUGAUCGAGGAAGGACACCUCAACCAACGGAGCCGCAGUCUCGUGGACAUAGAACAGGCUCUAUCUCAUCGACAGGCAGCCUUGACGAUCAGCAAGAUCCUCGGAUGUCUUUGGAAGGAAUGGAUAGCACCGCACCUAGCUCUCCGGCCCAUGUUGGCUACUUCCCGAGCAUAGCAGUAAACCUGUCACCCCCGCCAAGCCGGUCUCCCUCGCCCGUGAAGAAAGGUCUUCGUCAUAAGAUUGCCUCACGCCACGAGCGUAGCAAGAGUAAGCAAGCAGAUCGUGAGCGGGAUCAGGACCGUGAACACGAGGAUGAAUUGCCAGAACAUGAUAUCUCACACCAACGAAAUGUGACGGCCCCGGCACGGACGGAGAGUGCGUCAAAACUUGAGCCAAGUCCUCUUCCUGAUGUUGUAUCAUCAUCUUAUCGUGAUGAUCAAGAUAUACAUGAAGGGAACCGGGCAGAUACACACCGAUCUCGUAAAGGACCACAUCUUCCUGAAUCAAAGCUACGAGGAAUUUUCAAGGGACCAGGUCGGAUAGCAGAAAUCGUGGGUAAUGAGGUCUCUAAGGUUGGAGAUCUCAUUCUGAAGAAAGACGCAGAUCCCGAAUCUCGGAAAUCGUCGUCAGCCACUACUUUUGCGUCAGAUGAUAGCGAUUCAGAUGCAGAAUCUAAAGGUGACAAGAAGUCUAGUUCCAAGGGACUUUUACGGCGCCUACCAGCGUUUGGAGAUGAGCCUGGGCGAUUGACCCGCAGAGAUUUGGAGAAGACCUCAUCUCGAACCUUCAAACCUUCACUGCCAACCUUCAUAUCACCCUUACGGCAAGAUGAACGAAGCCAAGCAUAUGAAGCAACCGAUCUUGGCAGCCCUCGUGAACGACUAUUGGCUCCACGGAAAGAUGAUUCUCGUGAGUCCACUAAGAGACUUCCGCUGCCACGCAGCAAAACCAUCGAUUUCAGCACUUCUCUGCACCCUGGGCGGACAAAGCACCACGAGAUUAAAGACCCUUCCAUCCCUUUCAGCUUGACACGACCUCCUGUGACUGGACUCGCCAAUGCUCGGGCAUCUCCGGAGAUUUCUCCAGAUGGAAGACGCCCCGGGCUUUCGGGGGCCAGUCGUGCCUGGAGUAUCUCGGGGCGCAGUCUGCAAACCUUGGUUGACACAGGUGUUCCUGGCAAACCAGAGGUCGAGCGCACACGAGCUCUUCUUUUGUCAUCAGGGAUUAAAGCUCGGGAAAUUACUCGUCGAGCUCACACUGCCCGCGAGCCUGCUCCUCACUGGCUUCAAAGCUCCAUAGGCCCUGGCGUAUCUCUUCCCCGAGUAACUCGGAUCAACGAAUUUGAUCUUGCCGCUCAGAAUCUCCUCCAGCGCUUUGAGAUGACUCAACAAUCUUUCCAACAAUCCAUGCAUCAUUUCUCUACCACCACCUCUUCGCCGCUCCGCACCCAGCUGACGAACUUGGAGAAUCUGGUUAAUCAAUCCUUGGCCCCCCGUGUCCGAGCCACGGCUAACGACGCGGAGGAUAUGUGUGUCCAGCUUAAUACCACCAGCACUCUCGCUGUCAAACAGCUGAGCGAUGCCCUUGACAAAGGCAUUCGCAAGCGUCGCCGUCGGUUGCGGUGGAUUCGCCGCACCGGGUUCAUGGUCCUGGAAUGGGCUCUUGUUGCUAUGCUUUGGUGGGUGUGGUUGAUUGUCAUGGCUUUCAAGCUUGUGCGUGGUGUCUUCCGAGGUGCCUUCUCUGCUGUUCGAUGGGUCUUGUGGCUUUAG